Molecule: messenger RNA, 292 nt
Organism: Myotis brandtii (Brandt's bat)
Lineage: Eukaryota; Metazoa; Chordata; Mammalia; Chiroptera; Vespertilionidae
Product: sodium-dependent phosphate transport protein 2B-like
Exons: 1
Biological process (GO): intracellular phosphate ion homeostasis; sodium-dependent phosphate transport
Cellular component (GO): brush border; apical plasma membrane; vesicle
Molecular function (GO): sodium:phosphate symporter activity
Source: RefSeq, a predicted model, not a curated record
CCGUUCACCCGCCUGCCCAUCCGCCUGGCCAAGGGGCUGGGCAAUAUCUCAGCUAAGUACCGCUGGUUUGCCGUCUUCUACCUGGUCAUCUUAUUCUUCCUGGUCCCGCUGUCCGUGUUUGGCCUCUCGCUGGCUGGGUGGCCAGUGCUGGUGGGCGUGGGGGUGCCCAUCGUCCUCGUGAUCCUUCUGGUGGUGGUGCUCAAGCUCCUGCAGGCCCGCUGCCCCCGCAUCCUGCCCAAGGUGCUCCAGACCUGGAACUUCCUGCCCCUGUGCAUGCGCUCGCUGGAGCCCU